This is a messenger RNA of Protopolystoma xenopodis, 687 nucleotides long. The record is from the annotation of a GenBank genome assembly. Lineage: Eukaryota; Metazoa; Platyhelminthes; Monogenea; Polystomatidea; Polystomatidae.
AUGAUUCAGUCUUCAGGCGAUCAGGAUAUCCGGCGAUCCUUUCUUCCGGUGAUUGAAAGAUCCGGCGAUCAGGAAUUUAGACGAUCAGAAGAUCGGGCGAUCAUGUCUUCGGCGAUUAGAAUAUCUAGCGAUCCAGUGAUCCGGCGAUCAGGAAAUUGGGCGAUUCAGUCUCCAGGCAAACAGGAGAUCCGGCUUUCGGCGAUUAGAAAAUCCAGCGAUCCAGUGAUCCGGCGAGCAGAAAAUCGACGAUCCAGUGAUAGACGAUCAGGAGAUUGGAUGAUUCAGUCUUCAGGCGAUCAGGAUAUCCGGCGAUCCUUUCAUCCGGUGAUUGGAAGAUCCGGCGAUCAGGAAUUUAGACGAUCUGAAGAUCCGGUGAUCAUGUCUUCGGCGAUUAGAUUAUCCAGCGAUCUAGUGAUUCGGCGAUCAGGAAAUUGGGCGAUUCAGUCUUCAGGCAAACAGGAAAUCCGAAUAUCCGGCCAUUUAGUCAUCCGGAGAUCCAAUGAUCCGGCCAUCAGGAGAUCUGGUUAUCCAGGGAUCCAACGAUCCUGUCCUGUGAUGAUUAAAAGGUCCGGCGAUCCAUUAAUACUGCGAUCAGAAGAUUCGGCGAUUCAGUCUUUAGGCGAUCAGGAGAUCCGGCGAUCCCGUCUUCCAGCGAUUAGAAGAUCCGUUGAUCCAUUCCUCCUGUGA